UAAACAGGAUGCGCUUAGUGACACCAGGUGGCUGCGGACAGUAUUGCAGCUUUGGUUUCCGAGGAAGACGAUAACUAGCGCGCACAACUCCACAACAUUACUUCGAAGUUACGCAGAUUAACAUGGCAACCGAAAAGGAAUAUUUCAAGGGUAUUUCCAAAAUCCCUUACUUGCCUAGUGCUGGACCUCAUGACGUCAUGUGCUUUAAGCAAUACAAUGCUGAAGAGGUGCUGCUGGGCAGAAAGAUGGAAGACUGGUUGAGAUUCUCAGUCUGUUACUGGCAUACCUUCUGUGGAAUUGGUGCGGACCCUUUUGGUUCCCAAACCCUGCAUAGACCCUGGAACCAGGGAACACCAAUGGAAUCCGCCCGGAAUCGUCUCAAUGCUGCCUUCGAGUUCUUCAACAAGCUAGGGGUGAAGUAUUACACCUUUCAUGACAGGGACAUGGCCCCCGAGGGAUCCACUCUGGAGGAGAGCAACAGGAACCUGGACCAGCUGACAGACCUGGCCCUGCAGCUGCAGGCCCAGACCGGGGUGCAGGUGCUGUGGGUCACCUGCAACCUGUUCGCUCACCCGAGGUACAUGAAUGGUGCGGCCACCAACCCUGACAGUCAUGUUUUGGCAUAUGCGGGGGCACAGUUGAAGAAAGGCCUGGACGUUGCCAAAAAGCUGGGAGCAGAGAAUUUCGUAUUUUGGGGAGGCCGUGAAGGCUUCUAUUCCCUUCUCAACACGGACGUAGCCGCAGAGCUGAAGCACAUGGCCAACUUCUUCAAAAUGGCUGUCAGGUACAAAGAAAAGAUUGGACUUAAGUGUCAGUUCCUGAUUGAGCCGAAGCCCAAAGAGCCUUGCAAGCACCAAUAUGACUACGAUGCCAUGAGUGUCAUAGGAUUCCUGAAACACUAUGGACUGGACGACCACUUCAAGCUGAACAUUGAGCCCAACCACACCACCUUGGCGGGCCACUCUUAUGAACAUGACAUCGUCAUGGCCUCUGCUUUUGGCAUGCUGGGUUCGGUUGACUCUAAUACAGGCAGCCCAGACCUGGGCUGGGACACAGACCAGUUCCCUAUGGACACCAAAAACACCACACUGGUCAUGAAGGCGAUCAUUGAACAAGGCGGCCUGCAACCCGGAGGGCUCAACUUUGACGCCAAGGUGCGGCGAGAGUCCACGGACCUGGAGGACCUGUUCAUCGCUCACAUCGGGGCCAUGGAUGCCUUCGCCAGGGGCCUGCGCAACGCCGUGCGCCUCACGGAGGACGGCCUCCUCCCUGGCAUGGUGAAGGAGCGCUACUCCAGCUUCGCCCAGGGCCUCGGACAGAGAGUGGAGGAGGGCACUGCCACUCUAGAGGACAUGGAGGCUUACAUCAAACAGAACGGGGAACCAAAAGUCACAUCUGGGAAGCAAGAAAAAUAUGAAUCCAUCUUUAACCAGUAUAUUUAAUAUUGGUAUUAUACUGUUUGUAAACUGGACAUAUAUUCCAGUAUAAAGUAUUCAGUAGACAAUUGCCCUUUUGUGUCCCGUUUUAUGCAGUUGACUUAACCAUGGAUUAUGCUAUAGUAUUUCUUUCACUUGGUAAUCGCAGAAUGAUUGUUUAGUCUGGUAGGCUAGAUGCAGGAUAUGGUGCACAGUGGAUGUCAACUGGGGGGCUGGGUUGAGCCCAGUUACACAUAUUGUUCUUAGUAUUCCCCACUGCAUUGCAGGAAUAAAGAGAUGACGAAACAAACUGAAA
Molecule: messenger RNA, 1731 nt
Organism: Gadus morhua (Atlantic cod)
Lineage: Eukaryota; Metazoa; Chordata; Actinopteri; Gadiformes; Gadidae
Product: xylose isomerase
Exons: 14
Coding region: 123-1442 (439 amino acids)
Biological process (GO): carbohydrate metabolic process
Molecular function (GO): xylose isomerase activity
Source: RefSeq, a predicted model, not a curated record